AUGGCUCAGAUUAAAACUCACAAAGAGAAGAAAACCAGGAAGUCGAAGGCGAAGGCAUGUCUCUAUGCCGCAGAAUCUAAGAAAAUUAAAGAGUACUCAGAUAAACUUAUUAGUCUGGCGAAUAAGGCAAAGUUACUUGGUGCUGAACUUUAUGAUACAAGGAUUGUGCAGAAAAUCCUUGUUACUUUUCCUGAAAAGUUUGAAGCAACAAUUGUUUCACUGGAAAAUACAAAAGAUUUUUCAAACAUUACUUUGGCGGAACUUUUAAAAUCUUUGCAAGCUCACGAACAAAGAAGAAUGAUGAGGAACGAGGGGAAUGUUGAAGGAGCUCGGCAAGCAAGGCAUCAAUUCAAUGCUGGAGGCAAAGGUAGGAAGCAGAAGUUGAAGAAGAGCUAUGCUACGUCAACAUAA
Solanum stenotomum is the source of this 411-nucleotide messenger RNA. RefSeq lists its product as uncharacterized. The transcript has 2 exons. The coding region runs from base 1 to 411 and encodes 136 amino acids. NCBI's taxonomy places the organism in Eukaryota, Viridiplantae, Streptophyta, Magnoliopsida, Solanales, Solanaceae. The record is from RefSeq and is a predicted model, not a curated record.